AUGCCCUUUCGAAGAGGAAACUGCUAUUUAGUAGACCAUAUUGCUAUUCUCAAAACAUUCGUAAAUUUGAACCACUCCACAUCAAGCAUGCCCGAAAAUUAUUUGGAUCCCGUCAGCCGGGAAGAACCAGGGAUGUCAGAUUUCUGGCUGUCCUCCGACCGUUUGAUCCAAAGUCUACUGAAAGACAUAGAUAAGGAGCUCGAUACGUCGUGUGGCAACGCUUUGAACGCUUCCAGUGGAGAGGGGAUCGAUGAUCUGCCUCAUAAGCAGGAAUUUCCAGCCAAAACAGAUAGCUUAGCCAACAGCGACACCACCUUGCAUUUCGACAGUGAGGCAAAUCAGAUCAGAGAUACUACCACUGAUAGGGAAGUACACCCUGAAGCAUCAGGGCCUGGUACUAACUUUUCCAUCCUUGGUAACUUCGCAGCCGCAGCCAAACGAGGAGAUGAAAAUUCAAAGAGAGAGGUGCAAAAGGAAAAUAUCGUCCUAUCGGCUGCUGAGACAGAUAUGCUUCCUCCAAACAAUUCUUCGAAUGUUCACUCAACAGAUUUACAGGCCCCACAUCCCACAACAAUAGGGAGUCAUACCAGAAGGCCAUCAUUCAACUCUGUUUUCACAAGAGAAAUACCACCAACAACACCACCCAAGCAGACAACUACACUCAAAGGUCACUGGACGGAGACACAAAGAAUUGUUGAUCUUAAGCGCUUGGACACCCCUGAUUCUGGACAGGUCAGCUCUGUUUUCAAGACAACAGUAGGAAGCGGAAAGCGUAAGAAGAAGCCCAAAUCUAGAUUGCAUAGACCCUCCUCCGGACUGCCCCACAGUAAGAGCACUACUGAUGAUAUGGCCCUGGCAGACGCACUUGCAGCCAAGCAAGCCAAGAUGGGACCAGCUGAUUCAGUUGGAGGGAGUGAUGCAACUUCAGGAUCUCAACAGGAACCUAAUGGGAGCACAUCCACCUUUAGGUGUGGGAUAUUACCCCCGCCUUCAUAUGGUGGUGACUACGGGCUCAGGAAGGCGGCCACUGCGAUCGAGAAGACUAGCAACAGCCUACCUUCAACGGUGCUGGCAGCAAAAAUCCAAGAAGUCAUGAAAAGCAAAAAUACCAUGAAUCUUGGGAAUGCACUGACUUCUGAGGUCUUGGAGAGUAUGACUCUUGAUCAAUUGCGUGUAGCUUUUAAAAGGACUCAGGGUGAGCGAACAGUUGCGCAAGUCAACCUUGACGCAUCCAAUCUACCUGGGAGCCUGUGCACUAUACGACAGCUACUUGAGCUUACUAAAGGAGAUGUGUACAAAGUGGCCAGUACCUACUCCAUUAGGAUCUAUCCAUUGCCCUGGCAGCCCAUGGAUGCAGAGCCCUGGUACUGUGGUGGAUUUUGCCGGAUAAUGAUUGGUUCACCUGAGGACAGUGAGGCUGUACAAUGGAGGAACACCAUCCUCCAAUAUCCUAACGACCUCCCUCCUUCAGUGGUUGAGGCGUUCAAGAGCUGGAGCCUCAGUCAAGGAACUAUGAGAUUGACUCGAGCCUCCGCUCCCCAUGUGAUGCUGUCGCUGAGAUUUUAUGCAAGUCCGUGGUCUGCAAGCACAUCAGAUGGGGCUAAUGUCACGCGUGUUGAAGUAAUGCCACGUAACUACGAUACGGAUUGGUAA
Molecule: messenger RNA, 1653 nt
Organism: Tremella mesenterica DSM 1558
Lineage: Eukaryota; Fungi; Basidiomycota; Tremellomycetes; Tremellales; Tremellaceae
Exons: 2
Coding region: 1-1653 (550 amino acids)
Source: RefSeq, a predicted model, not a curated record